Coccidioides immitis RS is the source of this 471-nucleotide messenger RNA. RefSeq lists its product as uncharacterized. The record is from RefSeq and is a predicted model, not a curated record. Lineage: Eukaryota; Fungi; Ascomycota; Eurotiomycetes; Onygenales; Onygenaceae. The transcript is spliced from 3 exons. The coding region runs from base 1 to 471 and encodes 156 amino acids.
AUGACACAAGGGCAGGUGACGCGAAGUGAGGGAAAACAGGAGACGGGCUGGUUGGAGGUUGCAAACACGACUGGAUCUCUCAGGGGCGCGGAGAGACAGCGGGCGCGUCGUGAGCAGGGCAGCAGAGAGGGGAAGCAGGACAGAGAGAAAGCACAGGAAAGGAACGGCGAGCACAUAGAGAGAGUAGAAAGAGAGAGAGAGAGAGAGAACACAACACCAGCGCGGCAGGGGAAAUGUUGUUUGGCGGGAGAAGGGCUGCGCAUCGAGCUGCUUGGCCGCCCGCCUUUCUUGUGGUUCACCCAAGUCGAUGCCGCUACGGCGGUGCAGAUGGAGAUGGAGAGAGAGUGGUUUGUCUUGACGGGCAGGCCAUGGAGAGUGGGCUUGUUUCAAGCGUCAGCUGGCCGGCCGCGACCGACGGGGUGGCGGGCGAAACAACAAGCCAUGCUAAUCGACGACCGGGUUUAUUAUUAG